AUGAAAGAAAAGCGUGCAAAGAAAAAGAAACAUCGCAAGAAGGAUAACAAGAAAGAAAAGUAUUCAGACUCUUCAAGCAGUUCGCCAGAAACGGAUGAAUGGGUAGAAAAGAAAAACAAAGUUACUAAAACUGACACAGACCGAGAUGAAUGGAUGGCAAUGACUGGGGAUCCCAGGAGCAAAAGUGGCAAGAGGAAAGCUGAAACAUAUAAUUCUAAUAACAGGGUUAAGUACUUUGCAAAUGAUGAUAAGUAUAAUUUGUCACAAAUGUUUGAACAAGAAAAGUAUGGUACAAACUAUGACCAAGAUGCAGAAUUAGCAGCAAUUGCGGCAAAGCAUAAAAAUCCAAAUGAUGAACUUGAAGAUAUCUUUGUAGAUGAAAUAUCUAAGAAUAAAAAUUUGGAUAAAGAAAGUGAAAGGGAAAAGCAGUAUGCAAUCAAUCAGAGCAUGAAACUAGAAAUGUCUUUAGAUGGUUGUGAAUAUUGUAUUGAUUCUAAAAAUAUGUUGAAACAUCUUAUAGUGAGCUAUGGUAAUAAAGUUUACAUGGCACUACCAGCAAAGAAGUCUCUUGUUCAAGGACAUUGUGUCAUAACAACACUUCAACAUUCUACAUGUGUUACCUCCUUGGAUGAAGAUGUUUGGGAAGAAAUAUUGAACUAUCGUAAGAUUAUCACACAAUUUUUCAAUACACAAAAUAAAGAUGUAGUAUUUUAUGAAACUGCUACAAAGUUGCACAGAUACCCUCACAUGGUAAUUAACUGCGUACCAUUACCAAGAGAUGUUGGUGACAUGGCAUCCAUUUACUUCAAAAAAGCACUUCUUGAAUGUGAAGCUGAAUGGUCUAUGAAUAAAAAAGUUGUUGACUUGAGUGGUAAAAAUAUCAGAAAAGGUGUUCCAAAAGGUUUGCCAUACUUUUGGAUUGAUUUUGGAAUGGAUCCAGGUUUUGCACAUGUCAUAGAAGACCAACAAUUAUUUCCAAAAACAUUUGCAGAGGAAAUUAUUGCUGGAAUAUUAGAUUUAAAUCACACCCUAUGGAAAAACCCACAAAGAGAAUAUGGAGAUGUGCAGAGAAAAAAGGUUUUGGAAUUCAUGAAAGAAUGGAAGCCUUUUGAAGAAGUUAUGAAGAAUAAAGCA
This is a messenger RNA of Iphiclides podalirius (scarce swallowtail), 1134 nucleotides long. The record is from the annotation of a GenBank genome assembly. NCBI's taxonomy places the organism in Eukaryota, Metazoa, Arthropoda, Insecta, Lepidoptera, Papilionidae.